GUUUGAGUAUUCAUUCAGAAGUUGUCUUCAUGUUGCCAGCAUCAAAAGACAGUCCAGGGUUGCUGAAUGUAGCCUGAGGGGAUCCAAAGGCCUCUCUCUACUCAGGAGAGACAACAGUCUUGACUCACUCCCCCCUAAAAAAGAAUUUCAGGAUGAGUUACUAUGAAGCAAAGUUGGGGUUUAUGAAGAGGUAGUACAUGCUAGAGGUUUAAAUGCACCUGUGUGGGGUUCUCAUGUGUCUUAAUAGUUAUUUAUGUGGUAUUUUAGCUCUUGAAAUUACAUUGUUCAAAGGGUAUAAUUUACAAUCAGAUUCAAUGAGUAAGCAAACUUUUUACGUGAAGUUUAAGGCAUGAGCUGGGCUACGUGUUUUUCUUAAAGUGUCUCUCCUGCCAUAAUGAAACUGCUAACGUGGUCUCUGAGGUGUUCAGCUUUAGGGAUGAGAGAGCCAUGCUGGUAAACACAGACUCAAAAGUCACGUAUGCUCUUGCCUCAGGCGUGGCUCUUAGCUGUUCUAACUCUCUCAGAAGAGGAGCAUCUCCUCUGCAGGCGAGCUCCACAGCAGCCCUGAUGUUAUCAGUUCCAUUGAAACCCGUUUCUGCUCAGUUUAUUUUCUUCGUUCUUUAAGAACGUCCUACAGUGUACUUUGAUCGUACUCACCCCAGCCCCUCCCAGGGACACUGCCCUUUCCCUGCUACCCAGCUUUGUGUCAGUUUUUAUUUUCUUAUUCAACUCAUUAAGUCCAAUUUGUGCUACCUGUGUAGCUUUCCACUGCUUCACCUCUUCAUUCUGCCAACAAGGAACACAAAGCAGAUCCUAGAGUGAGAGGCUUCUUUUUCUUCCCAAGACCCCCUUAUAGUUCCUGCCUUCCUGACCUGCUUCACUCAAUUAAAAAUCAGAAGCACAUGUAGAAACUUUAAAGGAUAUUUUAUGGCGUUAUUCAAGUGGCUUCUUUCUGAGAAUGAUUUGGAUUGACCCACUCUGGGACUGAGUAUAAAAUGCACUGGUGGACAAAUGAUAGAUGUUUGUGAAUGAAUGCAUACAAGUUUUGUUCUCUAUAUUUUAAAAUGUCUUAGUAUUUAGUGAAAUAUUCAUUUGUAACAACUGAAGCAAUAACUGUAGCAAAAAUCUUAAUAUAAUACUAUAAAAAAUUUAACCCAUUUAUUUAUUUAUUUAUUAUUUAUGAGUGUUCCACCUGUGCGUAUGUCUGCACAGUCUGUGCAUGCAGUGCCUGAGGAGGCCAGAGAGAGCAUUGGAUCCCCUAGGACUGGAGGUACAGAGGUUGUGAGGUUGUGCCAUGAGGGUACUAGGAAUUGAACUCAGGCCCUCUGGAAGUGCAGCCAGUACUCUUAACCACUCUCUGCAACCCCCCCACCCCAGUACAUUUUGUGGGGUCUCUAAAUACGAUUUGUCCUAAAACCAAAGCAUACUUCCCUCUUACUAGUAUGUAAUCUGUUUUCAAAAGCUUCCCAUUUUCAUGCUAAGCUAGUGAACACUGAUAGAAUUCACACAGACACAGCAAUCUGGAAGAACUUAACAGGCUCCCACAACAGAAACUUUGUGAACUGCUUUUCCUGAUAUUUGAUGGGCCUUUGUCUGACUGAAAACAGGUUGGAUUAAGCUCUCUCAUCGGCACUGGUACCGGAGGACUCAAGGCCUGGAGAAGUUAGGACUUGCUUAGUCAUUUGUACCGACAGAGUCUGAACAUGGCUGUCCAGUCCUCAGCUCCUUUUCUGACCGUGUGACUAGGCACCCAGCAGUCAGGGAACUUCCAGGAAACACUGGAAUUUGAGCUCUGACUUCUCCGAAGAGCAACUCCUCUUCACCCAGCCCAGCCUCCAAGGAGUGCCAGGAAGAUCCUGUACACAGCCACCAAGACAGAAGACACACCCGCCAGUUUGCUGCCGAGCUAUACUCUCAGCGUGUCUGCUUCAUCUCUGGGUGCUGCAUGAAAAGUGGAACAUUGGUUCUUGUUUUUAAUUUAAAAGAUUUCACUUCAAAAAUGUACAUUAUUGGCCACCUUUGAAAAUUAGGGAGAUUAAGUUGUAUAAUGGCUUGUAUGCCUCUAGGUGUGCCUACAGAGCAAGUCAGCAGCAGCCUGAGUCCGCUGCUCUUUUAGAAGAAAUGGGUUUCUUCCAGUGUCCUCAGACCUCAGCUCCCAAGGCCUUAUCCACAGCUGUGCCCUUCAGUGACGUUAUUUGUCUAUGGUGUCAGAGUUUUGAAUACCUACUAAUGCCCUGUCCACAGCAUAGCAUUGCAGGUUCUCUCUCCCUCUCCCUCCCCCUGCUGUAUGUGCCUGAGCAUGUGUAUAUGCAGGCCAGAGGUCAACCUCAGGGUCUUCCUCAGUUACCAUCUACCAUUUUUUCUUUGAGACAGGUACUCUCACAGAAGCAGAAGCUCGCUGAUACGGAUAGUGGAGUUAGCCAGGGAAUCCAGGCUCUGUCUGCCUCCAUAUCCACAGGGCUGCCGAGAUUACAAGUGGCGCCCUGCUUUUCCUGUGUCGUCUGGGUAUUGAACACAGCUCCUCAUGUUUUUCUGCAGCCGAUGCUUUCCUAAGCUGAGCCGUCUAUCUCCCCAGCCCUACCAUCUUAACUUCUUUGCAAACCCAAAAGACCUGAUAGAAAUGUUGCUAUGAAAAUUGCACUCUCCUUCCCAACUUGAGUGUAGUAAAGGCCUCGGUGCCAGGGGUGGGUAGAGAGCAAAUGCCGUCCGUACUAAAGCAUGACAUUCUGAUUCAUUAAGAAAAGGGGCUCUUGCCAGUGAAUUAAUGUUUAUUUUUAAAUGUGCAGCCGCGUCUCUUUUUAAGGGGAGCAGUGAAAUAAGCACAUUCUGCUCACUGCCCUCAUUUCGUGUUUAUUUUGGUCCUGUCUAUUGUCCUCAUCAUUAUCGCGUCUGGACCCUUUCACAAAACUGAAAAUGCCUGUGAACCUCAGUGUGCAUGUGAGGUCAGACAGGUUUGAGAUGGUCAGCCGAAAGUACUUCAGUAGCCACAGCAUUCUGACAAAAUUAAUGAAUUGCAAAUAGUUAUGCCCAAAAUACUAACACCUCAUUUAAAAAGUAAGCAGCAUUUAUUCCAAUUUCUAAAUAUAGAUUUGUCUCUUUUCUCACUUUGCUUCACCCUGGGAAGUAAAUUGCUUUGUAAAGCUAGAAGUCAUAUCUGUGUUCAGAUUUCUCACGGUGAAUGUCCUAUGUUUUAUAUGCUUAGCAUAUAUUAAGUAGAUAGUGGAAUGGAUAGAUGGAAAGGGCCAUAAAUACGUCCACUGUGGAUGGUGACUUCUUCUCUUCUCGCUUCAUGGAUUGUAUCAUACCGUUUCCAGUAAGAAUUUCUGUGCUUCCUAAUUUGAGGGUUAGCUGAGAACGGUGGUUUUUUUAAAUUUUAUUUUCUAUAUAAGUACAAACCCAGAUUUCUGUCUGUCUCUUUUUCUCCCUCUGUCUCCCUGUCUCACUCUGUCCCUGUCUCUCCCCGUGUGUGUGUGUGUGUGUGUGUGUGUGUGUGUGUGUGUGUGUUACAUAGAAUAGCUUUCCCAUUUGCUACCUGGAGCUUGAGAGGCAGGUUUCUCAUCUCCCUAGUUCAGAAUAAGCUGCCUAUUGGGACUGGGGCUUAAGGUGAAGCUGGGAAGUUUGGAGACUGCCUUCCACACCACGAGCCUAUUGCUUUGCGGUCACACACGGCAUCGUUACUCGGCCGUUAGGGAAGUCUCAUGUGUGACAGUAGCUUUUAGGCAAUGUCUCCUCUGAAGGGGGCAUCCUGCUCUUAACCUAUGGCUGGAAGAGAAACACCAUUGUCCAUUAAUACUACUGGAACGAAAGAUGAAUGGUGAAUUGGCCUUGAUCUGACAGUGAGCUUGACUUUGAUAGCUCAUCCUUUAAAAAGGUUCUUUUAUAUCUAUGAAAAAAAAGCAUGACGUCAAGCCGGGGGUUGAGGGGGACUAAUAUCAAUAUUUAAGACCAAACUAGUAGGAAUUAAAAAAAAAAAGUCCCUUGUGAGAACAGCUUUUUUUUUUUUUACAUGCAUAACUAAUUAGCUUAGGUUAUUAUAAGCUGUGCUACCGCGAUAACGUUUCCUGCGGUGCCUCGGGAUGCCUUGUUUAUGGUGCCUUCUCUAUGCCAGUUGCUCUUCGAAUUGGAAUUACAGAAAGUAGAGGGAGGAGGAAUAAGUAGUCUGCCGUGUCUCCUUGGCUUGGGGCUGCCUGAAACGGUGCCAUGCUGGAAAUGCUAGAAUACAGUCACUACCAGGUGCAGACCCACCUGGAAAACCCCACCAAGUACCACAUACAGCAAGCCCAGAGGCACCAGGUAAAGCAGUACCUUUCUACCACUUUAGCCAAUAAACAUGCCAGCCAAGUCCUGAGCUCACCAUGUCCCAACCAGCCUGGCGACCGUGCCAUGCCACCAGUGCCGGGGAGCAGCGCACCCAACAGCCCCAUGGCUAUGCUCACUCUUAACUCCAACUGUGAAAAAGAGGCGUUUUAUAAGUUUGAAGAGCAGAGCAGGGCAGAGAGUGAGUGCCCAGGUAUGAACACGCACUCUCGAGCAUCGUGCAUGCAGAUGGAUGAUGUAAUUGAUGACAUCAUCAGCCUGGAAUCAAGUUAUAAUGAAGAAAUCUUGGGCUUGAUGGAUCCGGCCUUGCAAAUGGCAAAUACGUUACCUGUCUCUGGAAACUUGAUCGACCUCUACAGCAACCAGGGCCUGCCACCCCCAGGCCUUACCAUCAGCAACUCUUGUCCAGCCAACCUUCCCAACAUAAAGAGGGAGCUCACAGCGUGUAUUUUCCCCACAGAGUCUGAAGCAAGAGCAUUGGCUAAAGAGAGGCAGAAAAAGGACAAUCACAACUUGAUUGAACGAAGAAGAAGAUUUAACAUAAAUGACCGCAUUAAAGAACUAGGUACUUUGAUUCCCAAGUCAAAUGAUCCGGACAUGCGGUGGAACAAGGGAACCAUUCUGAAGGCCUCCGUGGACUACAUCCGGAAGUUGCAACGGGAACAGCAACGUGCUAAGGACCUUGAAAACCGACAGAAGAAGCUGGAACACGCAAACCGGCACCUGCUGCUCAGAGUACAGGAGCUCGAGAUGCAGGCUAGAGCGCAUGGACUUUCCCUUCUCCCAUCCACGGGUCUCUGCUCGCCUGAUCUGGUGAACCGGAUCAUUAAGCAAGAACCGGUUCUCGAGAACUGCAGCCAGGAACUUGUGCAGCACCAGGCAGACCUGACGUGUACGACGACCCUGGAUCUCACGGACGGUACCAUCACCUUCACCAACAACCUCGGCACUAUGCCGGAGAGCAGCCCAGCCUACAGCAUCCCCAGGAAGAUGGGCUCCAACUUGGAAGACAUCCUGAUGGACGAUGCCCUCUCGCCUGUUGGUGUCACCGACCCACUGCUGUCCUCAGUGUCCCCAGGAGCUUCGAAAACGAGCAGCCGGAGGAGCAGUAUGAGCGCAGAGGAAACAGAGCAUGCGUGUUAGCAAGCCUGCCUCGCUCCGCCUGUGCACGAACUGCUCCCUCUCUUCCUCGAUAGACUUCAUAAUUUCCCUGAAGAGGUUUUCUUGAUAAUUUUCCUUUAAUAUGAAUUUUUCGUGCUUUAUCAGUAGCCCAGGAUAUAUUUUAUUUUUAGAAUUUUGUGAGCCAGACUUGUAUAUUCUGUUUUACAGCUACAAAGGCCUCCGAAGUAUUGUACCAUCAGCGUGCAGUAUCUGUGAACUGAUUUCUCGAAGCGUGAGUUUUCUGAGCAAGGGGAUUUUUGCUUCAGAGAAGUGUCUGUCCGUUUUCAUUCAGGGGAAAACUUGGUGUGAUCUGCCUGUCUGUGACCUCCUUGGAAAUUUAACACGUAAAGUUCAAUUACAAGAAUGUAAAGCAACCAAAAGAAGAAAACAAAGAAGAUGAUGAUUCAGAAAAAAAAGUGGAAAGAUAUCCAAGCCUUUUCCGCUUUAUAAAUGAGUCGAUUCCCUGGUACCGCCUUAAAGACACAGCGCCAUCCCGGCGCCUCUUAGUCUUUGUGCCGGAAACUACUUUAAAAAAAAAAAGAAUAUAUUAUGUAAAGACAAAUAUUGCAGUCAUUUUCAUGAGGAUUGUCUGGUUAGAGAAUGCUAACCCAAACUGAAGGAAGUUAUUAGACCAAGGCGUGAAACAGAGGGUCCGACCUGCUGGCUUGUAUUGGGUGCAGUUGUAGUUUUCCUCAUAAUAAGUGUGAUUCAAUUUUUCAUGAGAUGUGCAGGUUUUUGGUUUUUUUUUUUUUUAAGUUUUUUGAAACGGAAAUGAAUGUCCUCUUUGAGUAAAAUAUUGAGGAGCACCGGAAGUUUGUUUCACUUUUUUUUUUUUUUCAGUUUUGCUUUUGAUAAAGACAACCAAACUGGGCACAUUUCUAAUUGGCUUUACUACUUUUAUUUCUAAAUUAUGUUUUCACCAUUUUGAUUGUAUAUAUUCUUUAUUAUCAUCAUUUUUUUCAAUGUUUGUAUUAAUUUUUAAGAACAUGCAUCUUGAAAUGGUGAGUUUUCGAUAUUUUUACAACUCACCGGUGGUUCUCCGCAUUCUUUGUACACCCACGAAAGACUACUUUUUCGCAAGGUCUUGUGUUCAAAGAGAGCUUUGCAAAUAUUUUGUAUAUUCCAGUAUCACUUGAAACUGUUUUUCAACACAUUUAAGGUAUAGUAUUAAUAGGUUAAAAACCAGGCUUUCUAGAAAAAAAAAAACUUACAUAUGCAUUUCUAGAGUAUGAAAAUAAUUAUAUUCUUGAUGAUUGAUAACCAUAGCAUUUACCAUGCCCGUGACGGUCAUAUAAAUUGGGAUUUAUUUCAACAAACUGACUGGAUUCUUUUUAAAGAGAAAAGAUAAAUACUGUAUUGGCAAAAAUACUUGAUAACAACAUUUUAACAAAGUGGCAGCGUUGUAAAGUUAGUUUCCGUGCAUUAUGUACUUGCAUAGCCCUAUGCAAUAACCGUAGAGUUACAUGUAUCAAGUCUAGCUGUUUUAUACAGAUGAUAUAUAGUGUUACAAGCCAGGCUGUUGAAUGGAAUUUCUCAGUAGCAGCCUAUGAUUGAAUAGUGAGUGGCAUAAAGCAUAUCCUUUCAGAAUGAAGUGCCUUAAAAAAAAAAAAAUCUCAGCAGUCUUUUUUGGACCAGCACUGACUGAACUGUAAAGGAAGAGAAAGUUUCAAGAUGGUGUCUGGAGUGAAGAAGGAAGAUGUAGCCUGGUGCUUCUGUAGACAUUCUAAGAGCUUCCAAUUUCCCUUCAGAUAUUUUUAAUAUGAAAUCUAUUUUACUGACAGUGCCAAAUUCUUUCAUCAGGAAACCUUUUUCAGGAGGUUUUUUUUUUUUUUUAAGUGUUUAAAUGUCAAAUGUGAAUUGGUGACGGGUGAUGGAGAGAUCCAAGAGGAGUGAUUGUCAGAUGUAUGAAUGGAUGGCCUUGGUGAGAGUCGUCAAGUGUGCGGUCCCUGUGCAUGUUGGGUAAUUCAGAUCCUUGGAAACACUGAUGAUGCUAUCCAGUCUUGUAGCUUUAUUACUUAAGGGGGUAGGGAAAAUAAGUUCCCAUUCUUUCGACUCCCUUAAGUGUGUGACUCUUUUCCUAGAAUAGAAAUGCAAAUGUGCAUGAACAGAUAAUUGUACCAUAGUGUUCACCGAUACAAUCAUAGCAUUGUCUGUUUUUCUCUUCAUAUUUAUGUGGGGGGAGAGGGCUGGCUGCCGAAGCUGAAGAUCGUGAUGCUAUGAUGCUAGUUUUUCUUAGCUAAAAAUUCUGACUUUUUUUCUUCGUUUUAAAUCAUUGAACAAGGUUUUACAUGGCUGACAAACUUACGGCUGAGUGACCAUGGCUGAGCCGGAGCAACUUUUCUAGAAAGCUUUGCUGAGAGAAAGUGUGUAUGGCAUAUUGCAUCACUCCCCUGAUUUGUAGCCCCUGGGCUCGCCAUCGCUGACUUCCCUAGCGCUCUCUUCCUCAGAUACAGCUGCCUGGAGAGGGAGGCGUGCCCUUCAGAGGUGGCAACAUGGGGGUGGUUUUAUUUCUUUCUUUUGUGCCAGCCAGAAUGUGGAUUCUUUCAGGGACUGGUUAAGCCAAUAGGCAGUGUGUUCACCCACUGUUUUUAAGGAGAGAACGAUCAUGCUACUCCCUCACCCCUGGGUGCAGAACUGUGACUCAGGGUUGGACCUCCAUUUGGAGAGCUCAAAAUACCAAAAUUAUCCGCCUGCCUCCGGGUAAGGUAAUGGAAAUACCAAACCUUCUGACUUUGCCAAAAAAACUACACAACCAAUCUGGUCAUAUCCAGAGCAUGACACAGUUCAGUCUGGUUGUUUGUAAACAAUAAAGCAAUAAGAACAAACAAAAUACAUAGGACAUUAAAAGUUAUAAACAAAGCACAAAGGAAUGCACUUAUUAAUAUUUUUGAAAAAUGCACUGGGGAGAAGUUGAUAUUGAUAAUAGUAUAUAAAAAAAAAAAAGACAACAACAAGCCGACGUCUUGACGAAGACAGCAAAUGACUGUCUCUUGCGGACACUUGCUACUGUAAUGUUAAUAACAGCCCCCACUGUUGGGUGCAACAGUACUUUCUGUAUGGUCCACAGCACUGUAUAUUAUGAUUGAUAUUAAUGUAUCCAAUGAAAUAAUUGAACUGUUGUUCUUCAUAGCCUCAUUAAAGCAUUUGGUUUUUCA
Meriones unguiculatus (Mongolian gerbil) is the source of this 8633-nucleotide messenger RNA. It is a transcript of the gene Mitf, whose product is annotated as melanocyte inducing transcription factor. Gene Ontology annotation, cellular component: nucleus. NCBI's taxonomy places the organism in Eukaryota, Metazoa, Chordata, Mammalia, Rodentia, Muridae. The transcript is spliced from 9 exons. The record is from RefSeq and is a predicted model, not a curated record. Gene Ontology annotation, molecular function: DNA-binding transcription factor activity, RNA polymerase II-specific; protein dimerization activity; RNA polymerase II cis-regulatory region sequence-specific DNA binding. Gene Ontology annotation, biological process: regulation of transcription by RNA polymerase II; melanocyte differentiation. Bases 4201 to 5460 code for a protein of 419 amino acids.